This is a messenger RNA of Homalodisca vitripennis (glassy-winged sharpshooter), 1527 nucleotides long. Its product is annotated as solute carrier family 2, facilitated glucose transporter member 8-like. Gene Ontology annotation, cellular component: membrane. The transcript is spliced from 2 exons. Gene Ontology annotation, molecular function: transmembrane transporter activity. NCBI's taxonomy places the organism in Eukaryota, Metazoa, Arthropoda, Insecta, Hemiptera, Cicadellidae. The coding region runs from base 70 to 1524 and encodes 484 amino acids. The record is from RefSeq and is a predicted model, not a curated record. Gene Ontology annotation, biological process: transmembrane transport.
UGCAUUGUUAUCUCUUGAGCUGAGGAGUGGUAUCGUCUCAGACACUGUUCCCAGUCCACAUUGAGCACCAUGCGCAAACUUGACCACGAGACAGCGAGAUACCAGCGAGUGGCCAAGAUAAGACAGUUCACCGUCGUAUCUUUAGUUAGCUUGCUGGGGUUCUGCACGGGUACGACGCUGGGGUGGACAUCACCGAUGCAGCCAUUGCUGAUGUCUCGAGACUCACCCGUUGGGACAGAGCCCAUGACGGAGGACAAAGUCGCCUGGCUUGGUUCCAUCAACUUCCUCGGCACUGCCAUCGGGACGUUUUUCUGGGGCACCAUCGCCGACCGCUUGGGCAGGAAAAAUAUUGCUUGCAUAUCAACUGUUCCAUACAUCUUGAACUGGACUUUGAUUCUGGCUGCUCAGAAUUUUUGGAUAUUAAUGGCAGCGAGAUUUAUUGCAGGUAUUGCGAACAACGGAGCGUCGAUGGCGGCCUCUGCUUUCAUUUCAGAAGUCGCACAGGACGAUUUACGCGGAUUUUUUGGAUCCUUUUUUAUCAUAUUUGUAAAUUUUGGAAUAUUGUACUCCUACGUUAUCGGUACCUAUUUUAAAUAUUAUGCUCUGUCCAUUGCCUGCCUGAUGGUGCCAAUUAUUUUUCUGCUCACAUUUUUUUGGGUGCCGGAAACUCCAAUGUUCCUUUGGAAAAAUGGACAGACUGUUAAAGCCGAACAAUCUGUCUUUUGGUACAGAGGUGGUGAUGCAGCCGAAACAGAAAGGGUGUUGUUGAAAUACAAGUCUACGCCUAGUAAUAUAAAAAAGAAGUUGUCGUUCAUGUCAUUGUUUGCUACCAGAGGGACCACGAAGGGAUUCAUUCUUGGAAUGGCUCUGAUGAUUGCGUUACAAACCAGUGGAAUCUUGCCAGUUCUGAGCUUCGCCGUGAGUAUAUUUGAGAUUUGUGGGGCAUCCCUCACUCCGUAUCAGUCCGCACUCAUAAUAGGGCUUGUGCAAGUAAUAUUCACGUGCUUAUCAUCACUUUUGGUUGAUAAACUUGGAAGAAAGUUUUUGUUGAUAUCAUCUUUGUUGACAAUGUCACUAUCACUUUUGGUUUUAGGAGCCUACCUGUUCUUCUUAAGUACACAGCCGGUCGCGUCUCUGUUAAGAUGGAUACCCGUCAUAUCUUUAUCCUUGUUUGUCAGUGCAUAUUCAAUCGGAGUGGGGCCAAUUCCUUUUAUAGUCGUGGGGGAAAUAUUUCCCACUCAUUUAAAAGGUCUCGCGAUCUCGUAUCUACUAUUGGGAUUGGGCUUGACUGCCUUCAUAUUUGUAAAACUGUUUCCCAUCAUGAAGACGCUGUUACAGCCAUAUGGAUGUUUCUGGGCUUACAGCGUGUUUUGUUCAUUGUUUUCAAUGUUCUUUUACGCAUAUCUGCCGGAAACCAAAGGUAAGCCACAGAGUGAAAUUUUGAAUAUAUUGAAUAAUGGAAGUGUUAAUGAAAUAGGAGUUGAAAAUGAACAAGACAGACUAAAUAAAACUGAAAUUAAAUAGUUA